AUUUAAAUGGAAUUUGAAAAUGACAACACCUGUACGGAGGAAAACCUACUAUCUGGGAUAUCAGAAUAAACACCAUCCAAAGAUGAUCCUUACAUGCACUAUCCAGAUUCAUUUCAAGUUUCACCCUCCUUUUAAUAAUCAUAACAAAAGCAAUAAGAAAUAAAUACUAUCAAAGAAGAAUACAUAUCAAUCAUCAAUUAUGCAGAUCAACAAUAUAAAAACAAUGAACCAAGUUUUAGUUUGAACAAUUAAAGUGUCAAACAAGAUUUUUGCUAUUUCCAGCAAAUUAAAGACACCCUAGCAAAACUAGAAUUGGAUCUUAAUAAUUAGUCUUUUCAUGAUAACUUCAGUGAUAUAAAAUCAAAUCUUCAAGAAUUAUAGGAAAAAUAUCACUAAUUUGUCAUCGAUGCGUCAGACUAGAUUGUUGAAUUCUAAAACCAGCAAGUGCCUUUUAGUAGCGGGGGUAAACAUAAGAGAACCAGAUCUGAGGCUCCUCCAUCAAUUACUCGAUUUAAUGUAAAACCAAAAAAAAAUGAGACUUCGAAUUUAAUUGAAAAAUCAUUUGAUACCAAUAUAUUUCAAAAAUAAAGUGAGGAGUACUCUUUGCUCUUAGAUAUUAUCAAAUAGGAUAUAGAAAACAUCGAAAACACUAAAUUUCAAGAGCAUGAUUAAAGCAUGGAAUUAAUUGUCCAUUAUUAUAAAUUAAGAGAGAUGCAUUAAAAUAUCAUUUAAAAUCUCUAAGACACUAAUGCUUAGUUGAAUUUCACGUUACAGGAAUAUUAACAAAACUUUGAUGAUCUGGCUUCGAACUUUACAUUUGAUAUUAAAAAUUUUAAUGACCAAUCCAAAGUUGAAUAAGUGUCUCUAGUGAUUCAGAAAAUACAAGAGAUAAUUCAAUAAAACUAAUAAUAUGAAUAAGACCUAAUUAUUCAAUAACAGCAAUUAUAAGAAUAAUAGGAACUAUAAAGCUAAUAAGUUAAGAAAAUUGAAGAACAAUAGGAAGUAUAAAGUUAAUAAAUUAAGAAAAUUGAAGAAUAAUAAAAUUCUUAUGAUAGUCUAUUAGAGUAGUUCUAAUUGCUUUAAUAAGAAAAAGAAAACUAGGAUGAUGUUAUUGAUUCACUAAAAUAGCAAAUAUAAGUAUUACAAUAAAAAUCUGAAGCUGACUAAAUUAAUACUCUGUGUUAAAAUUUAAGAGAAUUAAUUAAAUAUGUACAGGAUUUCAUCAUUCUGUCAAAUAAAUUACUUUAGCAUAUUUAUAAUUAAUCGGGAGCCAAAUUACAAUUUCCAGAUAACAAACACGUGAGUGAGGUAUCAAUGACUCUUUAAACUUUAUUAUAAAAUUAAGAUUCUAAUAGCUUUAAGAAGAUAAACGAAAAUUUAAAUGUAUAUUCAAAAGAAAUAGGAGUAAUAAUAAAUUAAAUUUGUCAAAAAUACUAAUGCUUGGUUGAUUAGAUUAUAAGAGAAAGAAAGCAAUUAAUGGAGUCACUGUAAAUAUGA
Paramecium octaurelia is the source of this 1497-nucleotide messenger RNA. Lineage: Eukaryota; Ciliophora; Oligohymenophorea; Peniculida; Parameciidae. The record is from the annotation of a GenBank genome assembly.